UGGACGCCCACCAGAGCUCGCUCCUUCUUCCGGAGCCUCCUCAGGGGUUGGGGAGGUCCCAAUCCCGUUCCCUCCGUCGGCUCCGAGGCCUGGACUUGAAGGAACUGCUGGGGGCCUAGGAGCGGGGAGUCAGACCCCGGGGACUGACGGGCCCCAGAGCUUCCACGGUCGGCCUCUGCCGGCUACGGAGUUCCCCUGCCCGGGCGGGAGCGGGGGCGGCGCGCGCUGGCCCGGAGCCGGCCGAAAGCCCGGGGCGCGACGGCAGCUCCAGGAGGUCCGGCCGUGACCUCACGGGGAGGGGCCAGCGCGGCGGCCGGGCGGGGAGCCGAGCGUGGAGAGCGCUGCGCCGGAGCCGAGGCUCGAGAGCGCACCGGUGGCCCCCAUGGAGCGGUACAAAGCACAGGGCUGCUGCUGUCUGCUGGUGCAGAGAAGGAUCCUGCAGGUCUCUGCCUCCCUGGAGCAGCUGCUGACAGAGUUGGAUGACUUCCUGAAGAUUCUGGACCAGGAAAACUUGAGCAGCACAGCCCUGGUGAGGAAGAGCUGUGUGGCUGACCUCCUGCGCCUGUACACCAAGAGCAGCAGUUCUGAUGAGGAGUACAUUUACAUGAACAAAGUGACCGUCCACAAGCCACAGAAUGCUGACUCGCAAGACCAAGCACCCCUGGAACAGGACCCACUGACCAAUGGGGAGCCCAGCCAGCAUGCGUCGGCCCCGCAGAAGACCCUUCCAGACCUCCCACCGCCCAAGAUCAUUCCAGAAAGGAAACAGCUCACUGUCCCAAAGAUUGAGUCCCCGGAGGGUUACUAUGAAGAGGCGGAGCCAUACGACACAUCCCUCAAUGAGGAUGGCGAGGCUGUGAGCAGCUCCUACGAGUCCUAUGAUGAAGAGGAAAGCAGCAAGGGCAAGGCGGCCCCCUACCAGUGGCCCUCACCUGAGGCCAGCAUCGAGCUCAUGCGCGAUGCCCGCAUCUGUGCCUUCCUGUGGCGGAAGAAGUGGCUGGGCCAGUGGGCCAAGCAGCUGUGCGUCAUCCGGGACACCCGGCUCCUGUGCUACAAGUCCUCCAAGGACCACAGCCCUCAGCUGGAUGUGAACUUGGUGGGCAGCAGCGUGGUGCACAAGGAGAAGCAAGUGCGCAAGAAGGAGCACAAGCUCAAGAUCACACCCAUGAACGCCGAUGUGAUCGUGCUGGGCCUGCAGAGCAAGGACCAGGCCGAGCAGUGGCUCCGGGUCAUCCAGGAGGUGAGUGGCCUGCCUUCCGAGGGCACAACUGAGGGAAACCAGUACACCCCGGAUGUCCUGCGCCUGCCUGGCCACAGACCGGACUUAGCUGAGAAGUACCUGUCAGCUCCCGAGUGCGGGAGCCCCAUGGAUGGCCACCCUGAGAUCACAGAGACCAAAGAUGUCAAGAAGAAAUGUUCUGCUGGCCUCAAAUUGAGCAACCUCAUGAACCUGGGCCGGAAGAAGUCCAGCUCCCUGGAGCCGCCAGAGAGAUCCCUGGAGACAUCCAGUUAUCUGAAUGUGCUGGUCAACAGCCAGUGGAAGUCACGCUGGUGCUCCGUCAGGGGCAAUCACCUGUACUUCUAUCAGGACCGGAACCGGAGCAAGGCAGCCCAGCAGCCCCUCAACCUGGUGGGCUGUGAAGUGGUCCCAGACCCCAGCCCUGACCACCUCUACUCCUUCCGCAUCCUGCACAAUGGCGAGGAGCUGGUCAAGCUUGAGGCCAAGUCUUCCGAGGAGAUGGGCCACUGGCUGGGCCUCCUGCUGUCCGAGUCAGGCUCCAAGACCGACCCGGAAGAGUUCACCUAUGACUAUGUGGAUGCUGACAGGGUUUCCUGUAUUGUGAGCGCAGCCAAGAAUUCCCUCUUACUCAUGCAGAGGAAGUUCUCGGAGCCCAACACGUACAUCGACGGCUUGCCCAGCCGCAAUCGCCAGGAGGACCUGUAUGAUGACGUCGAGGUGUCGGAGCUCACGGCAGUGGUGGAACCUACCGAGGAAGCCACUCCCGCCACAGAUAUCCCAAAUGAGAGUGAGCAUGACCGAGUAUACCUGGACCUCACUCCCAUCAAGUCCUUCCUGCACAACUCCGGCGGGAUACAGGCCCGGGCUGCCUCCCCCACCCCACCCCACCCAGAUGGCCAGGCAGAGGAGCUCCGUGUUGACCCAAGUCCCAGCUGUGCCCUGGAUGAGCCCUGCACAACACUGGCUGAGAACCUGGAAGAGCAGCAGAGGCGAUUGGGGAGUAUGGAGCCAGAGGAUGCUUCCCCAAGAAUCACCACAGUCAAAAUCCAGAGCGAACAGCAGAUCUGCUUCCCCCCAAGCUGUCCCGACCCCGUGGCUGCCACCCCAGCUGGCAGCAGCCCACCUGUCAAGGACAGAUUGCGGGUGAACAGCGCAGAGAUCAAACUUGGCAAGAAUCGCACAGAGGCUGAGGUGAAGCGGUACACGGAGGAGAAGGAGAGGCUGGAGAAACAGAAGGAGGAGAUCCGGGGGCACCUGGCUCAGCUGCGGAAGGAGAAGCGGGAGCUGAAGGAGACGCUGGGCAGGUGCACAGACAAGGGCGUCCUGGCCAGCCUGGAGCAGAAGCUGAGGGAGAUAGACGAGGAGUGCCGGGUCGAGGAGAGCAGGCGUGUGGACCUGGAGCUCAGCAUCAUGGAGGUGAAGGACAACCUGAAGAAGGCCGAGGCGGGGCCCGUGACACUGGGCACCACAGUGGACACCACCCACCUGGAGAGCGUGAGCCCCCGUCCCAAAGCUGCCGCCACUCCCACCCCUGCGCCUGAUUCUACUCCAGUCAACUCUGCAACAGCCCUCAAGAACAGGCCUCUCUCGGUCAUGGUCACAGGCAAAGGCACCGUCCUUCAGAAAGCCAAGGAAUGGGAGAAGAAAGGAGCGAGUUAGGAGACAAGCUUCGUCUAAGGACACUGACAGCAACACGGACCUUGGUGACAAUCCUUCGUGACAGUCUUUGUGUGAAAGCCACUCCAAAAGGGUGAGUGUGUCUAGAAGAAAUAGGAUGUAGACUGUGGAGCAUUUCAGACGAGAGAAGGCAGAAACAAAAACAGCUGGAGAGAAGAAUUCCGCGAGGAAGGGCUGCUGCCUUGGGAACCUCGGUCUACUGGAUGUUGGCAAGCCUUCUAUUUAGGGAUGUUCUGUGUUUCUUUGUCCAAAAUUGUCAACCUUUGCUUUAGUGAGGCUUUUAAGGAGGGAAAAGCUUGGAGAAAGAAGUCAAGCUCACAUGGCUUUGCUGACUGAGAAGGUCAAAACUCCUGUAAUUUCCUAGCCAGUACUUGGUAGCUGUGGGGGUUAAACCAUCCUUGCCUUCAAGCUCUCUCUCGUUUCGUGGGCCCACAUCAGUCUUCAGUGACUUUUUUAAACAGCCGUGGUCCGGCCUGUGGAAAACCGUCUGACAGGGUAAUAUCUGGGACCGAGCUGAGGCACUGACCCGACCACGUUAAGGAUCUGUUUCUAGUCCCAGACUUGAAGCAACGUCCUUUAAAUACAAGUGUAAAUGAUGUUGCAUAACAUAGGAAGUGUAAAAAUCUUGUCAUUUAGAAUAGUGAAAUGUACUUUCUUGCAAUUUAACUGACAUUUUUACAUUACCAUAAGAAAAAAAAUCGCCCCCUGUUUACAGAUUCAGCCCUAUAGCCAGGCCAUUUUUACGGGAACAGUUAUUUAAUGCCAUGCUUAGUUAGUCCCCAGAAAGGGUGAGGGGUGGGCUUACUCUCCUCCUGGAAGCCGCAGGGCUGCCUCGGUCUUUUCCUCAGAUGGGAUUGUUUUUAACACAGGUUGGAACAUUUCAUCUAUUAGCAUCUCUGCCUCGGUUCUGAAUUCCAGUUCUCUAAUAGUGGCUCCUGAGAACAAAGGUCUCCUUUUUUAGAAAAUUCUAAUUCCAGGGCAUUCGUUUCCUUUGUCAUAAACACUUGCUGACCUUUCAUCAAGUGGUGGGUUAGAUUUUUGUUGUUUUGUUUU
Messenger RNA from Ochotona princeps (American pika), 3970 nucleotides. It is a transcript of the gene AFAP1L2, whose product is annotated as actin filament associated protein 1 like 2. Gene Ontology annotation, cellular component: cytosol. Gene Ontology annotation, molecular function: SH3 domain binding; SH2 domain binding. Gene Ontology annotation, biological process: regulation of interleukin-6 production; inflammatory response; positive regulation of DNA-templated transcription. The transcript has 20 exons. The coding region runs from base 383 to 2899 and encodes 838 amino acids. The record is from RefSeq and is a predicted model, not a curated record. NCBI's taxonomy places the organism in Eukaryota, Metazoa, Chordata, Mammalia, Lagomorpha, Ochotonidae.